Messenger RNA from Colletes gigas, 8983 nucleotides. It is a transcript of the gene Hs3st-A, whose product is annotated as heparan sulfate glucosamine 3-O-sulfotransferase 5. Bases 128 to 1285 code for a protein of 385 amino acids. NCBI's taxonomy places the organism in Eukaryota, Metazoa, Arthropoda, Insecta, Hymenoptera, Colletidae. Gene Ontology annotation, molecular function: [heparan sulfate]-glucosamine 3-sulfotransferase activity. The transcript has 4 exons. The record is from RefSeq and is a predicted model, not a curated record.
GCAGAUUUUCGAGCGUGAAAAAUCAGCUUGCAUGGACCUCGACUGACCGGUCUUAAUGCAAGGAUUGCGAGCGUCUAGCACAGCCGGAGAGGAAAACUCAAGGAUGUGAACAAUCAAACUAGCGCAAAUGCCCAACAAGGCACGGCCUCGUCGAGAGUGGUCUCCCCAGUCCCCUAUAGAUGUAUUGUGGAUGUCCCGCUCUGCUAUGAGGCCGGCCGAGGGCGACACUUCGGACUGCAUCCUGGUGGUUGGCAUAUCCAGACCGAAGAUGGCCGCCGCUUUCCUCACGGUCGUCCUCCUCUCCCUCUUUCUGACCUUCCACAUUCUCUACGACAGCGCCGUGUACAGCCUGCACGCGGUCUCCGCCGUCGAGGGUCGUACCGUCGAGCUCGUAUCGCAAGUACGCGCCACACCGCCGUUGCUCUUCUCCAGCAAGGUACACUUCCCGCGCACCAGCCGACAUCUACCUCAGGCGAUCAUCAUCGGGGUGCGCAAGUGCGGCACCAGGGCCCUCCUGGAGAUGCUCUUCCUUCAUCCGCAGAUCCAGAAAGCCGCCGGCGAGGUUCACUUCUUCGACCGCGACGACAACUAUGGGAAAGGUCUCGAAUGGUAUCGACGGAAAAUGCCCUACUCCUUCAGGGGCCAGAUCACCAUCGAGAAGAGUCCUAGCUACUUCGUCACGCCAGAGGUGCCCGAGAGGAUCCGUGCAAUGAACGCGAGCGUGAAAUUGCUGCUGAUAGUGCGCGAGCCCGUAACCAGAGCGAUAUCGGAUUACACUCAGCUGCGAACGCACGCCGCGACCGCGUCCACCGUGACGAACGGGACGCCCCGGAGUGUCCAGCAGCUGCAGCAACAGCAAGCAGCCCGUAGCUUCGAGGAGCUGGUGAUACGACCGGACGGCACCAUCAACGAGUCCUACAGACCCGUCGCGAUCUCUCUCUAUCACACGUACAUGCACAGAUGGCUGGAGGUGUUCUCCAGGGAGCAGAUCCUCGUGGUGAACGGCGACCAGCUGAUCGAGGAUCCUGUGCCGCAGUUGCGGAGGAUCGAGAGCUUCCUCGGUCUGGAUUCGCGAAUCGGCAGACACAACUUCUACUUCAACCACACGAAGGGGUUCUACUGUUUGCGUAACGAGACUUCUGAGAAGUGUCUGAAGGAGAGCAAGGGCAGGCGACAUCCGAGAGUCAGCCCCGUGGUGGUCACCAAGCUUAGGAGGUUCUUCAACGAGCACAACCAACGAUUCUACGAGCUCGUCGGCGAGGAUCUCGGCUGGCCCGAGGAAUAACCGUCGUAGAGGCACCGGUUCGAUCGCUGUCGCCGCCGAUAACGGUUUUGCGCGCAGUCACGAUGGAUCGUCGAGGCGAGAAUCCGUUCGAGAACACGGCUGGUCCGCUGUUCUCCCAACAAAAUCAACGCGAACGAGGUUCUGGCGCUCGAGCAGGAUCCAAGUGAGGCUAGCAAUAGCGGGAAACUCGGAGGUAUCGGGGGAUUCGUUAAAUCGAGGAACACCGAAGAGAACGGCAUCGAAGAACUCGACGGUGAAGAAAAUGCAAACGGCGGUGGAGAACAUGGCGGGAAUCGUCGGAACGAAGAUUCGAGCGGAGAAGAUCGCGUCGUGUCUGCAGCCGCGUCGCUCGGAAGCGCGUCGUUGCCGGUGCGUUCGUCGUUUCGACGAUCGUCGGAAGAUCCUUACGGAACGGAAUGCUUCGAUAGUAACUGGCACACCUCAUCGUGGAGAGAAUUAAGGCUGAUCAGGAUGAGUACCUUUUAUAUUUUACUGAUUAGCUGUAAGAUCAAAAUGGGGUAGCGGCUCGAUGGCGUCGGGCCUGGCGCGCCGUGCGUGUGCUCGAAUAUCGGAAGAAACGGUUUCUCACGGUUGAACGGAAUCAUCUUUUUGAUACCACCAUUUGCAAAACCGGAAUCGUAUUUCCAUUUCUUGAGUUCACACGAGUUUAAAUCGUACGCCUCACUGGUAUCGUUGGGUCGUAUAUAGAAAACUAUGGAGACACCUCUUGCGCUCGCCGCCAGAGGGCAACCUUUCUCGCAAUUACGACCGACCACCGAUUCCUAUAUGUACACUCCUCGACUGACUUUGAGGCGAGGCUGUUUUCACAAAAAGUGUUUCACUUAAUCGAUCAUAUAAUUUCCAUUAGCCUCUAUUAUAUAGUGAAAUGACAAUUAGAGAGAAUAUCAACCGAAAACAAAAGUAAUUGAAGCAGAUGCAUGACCCAACGGUACCAAACGAGGGUGAACGCUGGAACUCUGUUGAUAAAAUGCAAAAGAGCGAGGAUGAUGAUGGGGUGGUUAGAAAAUGGAAAGGUGCGAUGAGGAUUCCUUAAAAGUGCAACAAUCCUGCGAGGAUUGUAGGAAGGGCACUCGAGCACGCGAACCUGGAGUGGUCGUUGGAGAGCCCAGUGGCAACGAGCGAAGCCAUUAAAUCGAGUGCAUGCAAUUUAAUGGAUACAUGCUCUGCCCGGAACUCUUCAUUAUUAGCAGAGAUCCUGAGUCCCCUCUUGCGUUCGCGUUUCAGUCGCUCGUCCUUGCGUGCUAAUUGCUUCGAAUUGCUUUUUCAAUGCGCCGCCGAGACCGAUUUCUCGCGGCGAAAAAAGAUUUUCAUCCUCGGAACGUGACGUGCGGAGAUUGAUAAUGAUUGCCCCCGCGAUCGUAUGCAUUGAAACGGGAUAAUUUGGCACUUAGCCCGUUCAGCAAUUUCGACAAUGUAAUCCGACAAGCGUGUAACGGGCGCGCUUAACAUUUCAGCGAACCCGUUGAUUAAAAUUUAAUCAAACGUUUUAUGGUAUAAAUUCGAACGGGGAGAUUUUAGGAAUUCAUCGAGCGGUCGAUCGACGAUAAACGCGAGCCAAGAGGGUUUUAAAUUUUUUAAUUAAUCUCCAAAUUGUUAUUUUCCACGUUUAGACGAAAAUUGAAUAGUAUAUUCUCGUCGUAGCGAGCAGAAUCGCGUCGAAGUUUCGUACAGCGAUGGCGGGGCAUCCGCCACGCGGAAUCGAGCCAAUCUCAGGGAAGAAAUCGCCUCAUAAUUAUGUCGGACGCGUUGCGCGAUCACCGACGAUACGCACGUUCGAGAAUCACAACAUUUCCACUUGAGACAGCUUAUCCCGCUCGAUGACAGAUGGUUUAAAAAUCGAGAAUAAUCCGGUUACUUCCUAAAUGACAUGCGCACACAAUAUUCGCGCGUCGGUCAGGAUCGCGUAACGCUGUCCUGGCAACAGCUACACAUUCUCAUUUUCUCGAUUAACGCGUUAUAGGACAAGAAUAUAAAGUUUGUCAUCCGCAUCUUCCAUUUCUAUUUCUCAUUCGAUCUGAAACUGAUGAUUCCGGGGAAAUCGGCGAGAAUAGUUUUUAGCGUUGAUUCGACUUCAUUUGAGGGGGUGGUCUGGUCUCUUUGGGUCUGUCAGGACUGCAAUUUUUUAAAAAUGGUGCAUAGUGAUCCUGGGCUAAAACUUAGAAGUGCUACAAUAUGCCUAGUUUUUUUCAUUUUUUAAGUUUGUUUUUGGUACAAUUUAAAGAGAAGAAUCAUCAUUUAGAUAGUGAUUAACUACCCUGUUAACUGAUUCUAUCUAAAACUGAAAAGGGAUGCAAUACCAAAGCAUUCAUUUUUUUUAAAGUAAAGGUGAUCUUGAAGUAUAACACAAAUUAUAUUGUUCACGAUGUUCUAUUAGGUGCCAUGGGACUUUAUAAUUGUAAUUUAAAAAAAAUUACUGAAUAACUAGGUGAUCAGAUACUGAGCAUGUAAACUCAAAGAGGCUGCAACGAAAAAUAGCAAUUUUUUCAAAAAUAGAGGUGAUUCUGAAUUUUAAUACAAAUUAUAUUGCUCCCUCAAGUAGGUAAUGAUCAAAUAUUUUUGAAGUAUAUUUACCUAAAACUCAAGGAAAUGCAAUAAUGUUCUCAGAAAUUCUGUUGUGAUCCAAUAAGAAGUGUUUAUAAUUUGAAUAUAAAUGAUAUUCUUCAUUAUAUUACAUUAAGUUUCGUCGUAUUUUGUUCCAAGUACAAUUUGAAAAGGAUAAUCAUCAUCUAGAUAGUGAUUCACUUCUUUAAUUCUUUCAAAAAUACUAGUGCUCCUGAAUUUGAACAAAUUAUACUAUCCACUAUAUUGCAUCCAGUCUCAUUGGAUUUUGUCAUUGCAAUUUAUAAAAAACUGAUGAAUAACUACUCAUCAGGCUAAAAUUUAAGGAAAUGCAACAAUAUAUCUAGUUUUUUUCACAAAUUUAGAGUGAUUUCGAAUUGGGACACAAAUUAUAUUCUUUGCCAUUGCAAUUUAUAAAAUAUGAUUAAUAACUAGGUAGUAGACAACUACUAUUGAAGUGACCCUACCUAAAACUCAAAGAGGUUGCAACAAAAAAUAGCAAUUUUUUAAAAAAUAGAGGUGAUUCUGAAUUUUAACACAAAUUAUAUUGCUCUCUCAAGUAUAACUAGGUAAUGAUCAAUUAUUUUUCACUUGUACCUACCUAAAACUCAAAGAAAAUGCAACACCAGAACAUCAAUUUUCCAAACCUAUUACUGAUCUUAAAUUUUAACACAAAUUAUAUUGUUCCCUCAAGUAUAACUUACCUAAAAGGUAUAUACCCAAUAAUAUACCUAAAAGGUAAUGAUUAGACUGCGGAUGUUUAUGCAUUUAUGGGAAAUUUUAAUUUUCAAAAAACUACAGAAUUUAGUUCAUAUGCAAGAAUAUAAGAAAUACUUAAAGUAAGGUACAAAUUAUUAUAUCUAGGGGUUGAGACAACCCUCUACAAAGCUCCAAUUUCAUUAAUUUUAUUAAUAAAAAUAUGAAUUUGCAUGAAGAUCCGCAGUCUAGUAAUGAUCAACUAUUUUUCAAGUGUACCUACCAAAAACUCAAAGAAGAUGCAACACCAGAACAUCAAUUUCCAAACCAAUUACCGAUCUUAAAUUUUAACACAAACUAUACUAUUCCAUCAAGUCCCAUCAGAUUUCAUAAUACCAAUUUAAAAAAAAAAAUUCAAUGAUCAAGCUGCUUAACAGAUGACCCAAAUGUAAAACUCAAACGAGCCAGCGAAAGAUCGAUUUUUCGAAAAGUCGUAGACCAAGACCACCCCCGUCAGGGGCGACUCAUUAGCCCCGGGGAGCGGGGGGGAUUAACAGCGCGCGCAGAAUCGCUCAAACGUUCCUCCGGGUGGGGGUAACGAGUUUACCCGAUGCCGUAGAGAGCGGAGGAUCAGCGCAGCGUGCAGAAUCGAUCCGAAUCGCCGUUAGAAAUAUCGUGGACGGUGAAGGAGCUUCGACGGGUACGAUCUUCGAUAUCCCACGGUCGCUGGUAUCCCGCAGGAGCGUCCCGUCGAUGCUGUAAACGCCGGUCGGGAGAGGGUCGUUACUCGGAUGGGGCGGACGUCUGUCGGGCGAUUCACGAUUUCGAGCACACAUCGGCGCGGCGGCGGGUAUUUAGGUCGAUCGAUCUCCGCUCGGGAGAAUGAUCCAUCGACGCCGUUACCCACGUUCCUCCACGUGGCUGCGCGCAAGACAGCGCGCGUCUUGUUCCGUGGGUGCACGCGCGUGGUGCAGACGAGAGGUAACUAUAACCAGGUGCAACGAGGACUGGCUGGAAAGAUAAACAGCUGCGCCAGGGCCGAAACCGUAAUAAAAUGAUAGGGAUGAAGCUAAUAUUUUGAACGAUAAAUUCUCAUCCUCGAUAUUAACACUUUGACGUCAUCCAUAUAUGGGUAUUUUACAUUUGGAAUCUUUAAAAAGCUGAAAUGUUAAAGAAAAUAAAUUUGAAUAGAAUUCAUGAAUUUUAAUAUGGUUACGAGAAUGAUUACUGAGAGAAAUUUUAAUUUGUAUAGUUUAUCUUUGUUUCUCGAUCACAGAAAAAGUCGUACAGUUUUGGUCUGGCAGUCAACGUGUUAGUAUUGUUACAUGAUAAUGUAAACGAGGAGUGAAGAUACAAAUUAAGGAGAACUAUAUUUCAACAUUUAAUUUAUCUAUUUAUUACAAUUGGUAGCUUUUACGUUAAUUGUGUGUUUGAACUGUUAGAAUUUAAAUUAAUUCUAAAUGAUUCAGUUGAUGAUUUGAACAACACGUUCAACUCAUUUUUCCCAAUCUUCAACCGUAUUAUUUGAUGCAAUAUAGUUUGUAGUCGUGUUAGGGCCCUCUGUUUACAUUUUCUGCCAGUCUCCGUUGCACCGUGUAUAGCACGGACGCGCGUAAACAGACACACACACACACACACUACACGCAAACACACACAGAGAGACCACACGAUUCACACGAAGUAACAGUAACGCCGGCCAAAAUAAAAUAGAGACGAGAGGGUUCGUCGAAUACGAAACCGUUCGCGAGAAACGCGAGAAGACGACCGUUUCUCUGUAUCGGGGAUCGGGACGGUCCGUGUCGUGGAUCCUCCGUCGCCAUGGAUCACAUUGGUCCGUGAGUUUACAUAUCAUAUAGGUUAACUAGUUCAUAUUACAGAAGAUUUAAUAUUUUUAUAAUCCACAUUGGAAGUUGUUAUAUCGAGUCGUUAAGCUUAUUGUGUAUAGGAGGAGAGCCCAUCCGCGGGGAUCGGGUCUCAGGGGCGGACAAAGAGGGCUCCCGCGCGACCCGUGCUCUUUGAUUUCGUCGCUCCCGGUCGACCAAUCGGUAGCGUUCCGUUUCGCGCGCUCCACGAAAGGACGACAUCUUUUAUUUACGAUCGAUUCGCCGUACAAAUUAGGACGAUGAUGGGUGAACGUUCCAAGCGUGUACCACUCUCGGGUUCGACGCUGUUUCUACCGGAAGUGUCGAAUGGAGACGUUGAAAACUACGGUUGGUAUUAUUUUUCAAGCUUAAUCGUUUUUACCAUACUUUUCCUACGAGUGUUCUUAACUCUAGAUUUACGGAUGCACAUAUUUUUAUUAACGAUUUCAUUUAAAAAAACAGUCUUUUGUUUAAUUGGAAUGUGGAUUCGUUAUAUCAAUCAAAUUCGAUGUAAAUUGCUAGCAAGUGAUAUUUGUGAGCUCUGUAACUUCAAAUAUGGAAUCUGAAGACCCGGUUAAGCUAGUGUAAAAUUAAUUUAUUCUUUUUAAGGCACCUUUGGUCGAGAUAGGUUUGAAUGAAAUUGAGGUAGAAACAGUGUUGGAGAGUGAGUUGAGAAAGUAGCAUUCACGUGCAAUUACCUAUUGAGUCUGAAGAAAAUAUAUUUAUUAUUCAUGUUACAGCACUUUCUGUAAAUAAAACUGUUUAAAUAAUUAGAGUAUUAAUACAUAAAUUGAGACAGAAUCUGACAAGUAGACUCCAAAUUUCUUUUUCUACUAUUAUUGCUAAAUCAUGAAGUGGUUACGAGGCAAUACAAAUUUGUUAACUAUUUUUUGUAUAAAUAUGUGAUCCCCCAUAAGUAUAAAAGUCAAGUUUAUUCUAUUAUAUUUUAUUAAACGUAUGUUUAUGUACGUUUAGGUCCUCUCAGAUACAUUAUACUCGCGAAUGCUACUUUCUUUACAUGUUACUUAAUACUUGGAGUCCUCAAAGACAGGUUGGAACGAAGCAGUCGAAGCCUCAAUUAUGUUUGAUCGAUAUUCGCUACGUGGUACCAUAAGCAGGAUAACUAUCAUUGAAAGUACGAAACGAGAAAGUAUUAUAAUAAAUUAAAGAUCGUCGAAGGAUUUUUGCUUCGAUAUGGUUCAAAAAUUAUCGCGAAUUUACAUAUCGUCGUGUUAAGGAUUCAUAAUAAGGGAUUCCCCGAUACUUAAAGAUUCUUUGCAUUUGAGAAAUGCUCGCCCCAGCGUCUGCUUUCGCGUAAGAAUUAGGUCGUAAUGGUGUAACGCAUACAUAUCAAAAAAUGUGAUAUAACGAAGUACAGUUUUUUAUAGUCUAUGUAAUAUACGAAUUAUUAAAGGAGUUAAGGCAAUAAUAACUUUAAACGUUUACUAUGGAAUAGGAACAAUUAUGUAUUUAUGGAUUAAGAAUUAACUCGUUGAAUUGCAUAUUUUUGCUUGACAGGCGCGAUGAGGUUAACUGUUAAUAUAUUAUUAAUAUAUUGUUCGAUCAACGUUUGCUCGAAUGUCGAAAUUUAUUAUUUACAAAAGUGAAAAAUUCAUAAUGUAUCUUAACGUAAGCUACUUCAUAAUUUUUACCAUAAAAAUUCUUCGCAAUAAUUAUUUUUCGUCGUAUCAGUUCGAACGUAUCGAAUCGUAUCUGAAAGCGUGGAAAAAUGAAAUUUAAUAACGUAAUACAGAAUGGGAGCAAUUUCGUGUAUAUUUUUAAAACAUCGCUAUAAACAAGUAUCAUUGGAUAAAUUCUCUAAAUAAUCUGUAUAAGAAGGGAAAUAAUUUUAUUCGAAAAAUGAACCAAUUCUGUGGGGGUAUUUUUUUUAUAAACAAGUAUCAUUGGAUAAAUUCUCUAAAUAAUCUGUAUAAAAAAAAAUAAAAAUUACUCGAAAAGUGAACCAAUUCCGUGGGUUUAUUUUUAUUAUAAACAAGUACCAUUGGAUAAAUUCUCUAAAUAAUCUGUAUAAAAAGGGAAAUAAUUUUAUUCGAAAAAUGAACCAAUUCUGUGGGGGUAUUUUUAUUAUAAACAAGCAUCAUUGGAUAAAUUUUCAAAAUAAUCUGUAUAAAAAAAAAAAAAAUUAUUCGAAAAAUGAACUAAUUUCGUGGGUUUGUUUAUUCUGAAAAUUCGAUGAAGAGAGACUCGAGGAGCCAAAAACUGUCCCACGGGGGCCACUCAGAUUAAUUUAAAAAGAUCCGCCGGAGACGUCGAGAGGCGCUGUCCAGCUUGAAAGACAGAAAUCCUGAAAGAAUCUAUCGGGAUUGGUGACGUCGAUUUCCCUGCUCGCCUUAACGUAAAUCUACAGAUAGCCCCGUCGAUGUUUCCAUUCGGGUCGCCGUAAUGGACCUUAUAUCGCAGAUCCUUCGAUGUACGCCCAUUUCGAUAUCCAAGGCACGAGAUUGAAGUAGGGAUAUCAGGGAUGAAAAGGAAGAAAAGGGGGGUGGUGGGGGCAACGGGGACGGGUCUCGUAUAUCACGCGGAGAUAAAACUUCUCGAU